AUCCCAUCUAUAAAGGCAUCAUAUUCUCUAGCUUUCUCUGGUAUGCACUCAUUUGGCUUGGGUUUAUUGUGAGGAAAAAAAAGCUUCAAUCUUUGGUUGUUAAGUGGGUGAAACAAAAAAAAUGGAGGGCAAAGAGGAGGAUGUUAAGCUAGGAGCCAACAAGUUCUCUGAGAGACAACCUAUUGGGACAUCAGCUCAAACAGACAAGGACUACAAGGAGCCACCACCAGCACCAUUGUUUGAGCCUGGUGAGCUCAAGUCAUGGUCUUUCUACAGAGCCGGCAUUGCUGAGUUUGUUGCUACCUUCUUGUUCCUUUACAUCACUGUCUUGACUGUCAUGGGUGUGUCUCAAUCUAAGACCAAAUGUACUACUGUUGGUAUUCAAGGCAUUGCUUGGGCCUUUGGUGGCAUGAUCUUUGCUCUUGUUUAUUGUACUGCUGGCAUUUCAGGUGGCCAUAUUAACCCAGCUGUGACCUUUGGGUUGUUACUGGCAAGGAAGCUGUCCCUUACAAGGGCAGUAUUCUACAUGAUCAUGCAAUGCCUUGGUGCUAUCUGUGGAGCUGGUGUAGUGAAAGGAUUCGAAGGAGACAGUAGAUAUGAGAUGUUGGGUGGUGGAGCCAAUGUUGUGAACCAUGGCUACACCAAAGGUGAUGGUCUUGGUGCUGAAAUCAUUGGCACUUUUGUUCUUGUCUACACUGUUUUCUCUGCUACUGAUGCCAAGAGAAAUGCCAGAGACUCUCACGUUCCUAUUUUGGCUCCCCUACCUAUAGGGUUUGCAGUGUUCUUGGUUCAUUUGGCCACCAUUCCCAUCACUGGAACUGGUAUUAACCCAGCAAGGAGUCUUGGAGCUGCCAUUAUAUAUAACAAAGACCAUGCAUGGGAUGAUCAUUGGAUUUUCUGGGUUGGACCCUUCAUUGGAGCUGCUCUUGCUGCAAUUUACCACCAGAUAAUCAUCAGGGCCAUUCCUUUCAAGACCAGAGCUUGAAAAUGAUCUAAUCAUUAUUUUGCAUCUUUUCAUAGUUUCCUUCUACAUGUUGUCCUUUUGUGGAUCUACUUAACUGAUGUGUCUCUCAACUCUUUGUUUCACUUAAUUUGGAUUAUGUUUUAUGGUGUUAAUUAAUGUGUGUAAAUUAUCCUAGAGAUAUAUGCUUGUAUUUAGUUAUCAAUGAAGGAUUCUUUUUUGUCUGCA
Molecule: messenger RNA, 1189 nt
Organism: Gossypium raimondii (Peruvian cotton)
Lineage: Eukaryota; Viridiplantae; Streptophyta; Magnoliopsida; Malvales; Malvaceae
Product: aquaporin PIP1-1
Exons: 4
Coding region: 122-985 (287 amino acids)
Biological process (GO): transmembrane transport; response to water deprivation
Cellular component (GO): plasmodesma; vacuole; plasma membrane
Molecular function (GO): water channel activity
Source: RefSeq, a predicted model, not a curated record